GCGGAUUUUGUGGAUCCAACUCCGAGCCUACUCUAAGUUUCCACUGCGCUAGCAGGUUUUUUUUCUUCUCGUGAAUGGCAUUGAUGGCAUCUUCUGCUUCGGCUGCACUCGUGCCCUUCAACCGGAUUUCUGGGGGCACAAACAAGUGGAGUAAGCUAAUUCUUUCACGAAGGACCGGGAUCAGCUUCUCAAUGGGGUCAAGUUGUCCAACAGAUGGAGCUCGAUACAUUGCGACGGGUGCAAUAGGGAGAAAUAGUGGUCCAGGUGUAGCGAAAUUAUCCGAAGGCAAAACAGAACCACAGACUUACUCGUGGCCAGACAAGAAGAAGCCACGGGUUUGUAUUUUGGGUGGUGGAUUUGGUGGUUUAUACACUGCCUUGAGACUGGAAUCACUUGUGUGGCCUGAUGGAAAGAAACCUCAGGUACUUCUUGUUGAUCAGUCUGAUCAUUUCGUUUUUAAGCCAAUGUUGUACGAGCUCCUAUCUGGAGAAGUAGAUGCAUGGGAAAUUGCUCCUCGCUUCUUGGAUUUACUGACAAACACUGAUGUGAAGUUCUUCAAAGACAGGGCAAAAUUAUUACAUCCCUCUGAUCAUUUGGUAGCAGAAGCACCUAAAGGAUCUAGUUGUGCAGGAACUGUGCUGCUUGAUAGUGGCCUCCUUAUUGAGUAUGACUGGUUGGUUCUUGCUUUGGGAGCUGAAACUAAACUAGAUGUUGUGCCUGGUGCUUUAGAGUUUGCAUUGCCUUUCUCCACUCUAGAUGACGCAUGUAAAUUGAACAAGAAAUUAAGGGUGUUGGAGCGUAGGAACUUCAGUAAAGAUUCUCUUAUUCGUGUGGCUGUUGUUGGCUGUGGCUACUCUGGUGUGGAGUUAGCUGCCACAGUAUCAGAAAGACUACAAGAUAGGGGAAUAGUACAAGCUAUUAACGUCGAUACCACAAUCUGCCCUUCAGCGCCAUCUGGAAAUAGGGAAGCUGCCUUAAAAGUACUUUCUUCAAGAAAAGUUCAGCUUCUCUUGGGUUAUUUUGUCAGCUGCAUUCGCAGAGUAGGUGACUUGGAAGCUUCAGGACAUGUGACAGAGAGUGUAACAGCCCUGAAUUUUGAACAAUGUGACUUUGAUAGAUAUAUUUUGGAACUUGAACCUGCUGGAAAAGGAUUAGAAACUCAAAUUGUUGAAGCGGAUUUGGUAUUAUGGACUGCAGGGUCUAAACCUCUUCUUCCUGAACUGGAACCCUGUAAUAAACCCCAUGAACUUCCCCUCAAUUCCAGGGGACAGACAGAAACAGAUGAAACUCUUCGUGUUAAGGGCCAUCCACACAUAUUUGCACUCGGUGACUCUUCUGCUUUUAGAGAUUCAAAUGGAAGGCUUCUUCCUGCCACUGCUCAGGUUGCCUUUCAACAAGCAGACUAUGCUGGUUGGAAUCUGUGGGCAGUAAUUAAUGACCGUCCUUUGUUGCCAUUCAGAUUUCAGAAGCUAGGAGAGAUGAUGACUCUGGGGAAAAAUAAUGCUGCUAUUUCACCAAGUUUCAUUGAGGGACUAACUCUAGAGGGUUCUGUUGGUCACACUGCGAGAAAAAUAGCCUACUUGCUAAGAUUACCAACAGAUGAACACCGGUUCAAAGUGGGGCUCAGCUGGUUCACCAAGUCAGCUGUAGACUCUGUUGCAUUAUUGCAAAACACCCUGGCUAAGAUUCUCUCUGGCUCCUAGGAUUCUUCUAUUCUAUUAGAAACCGGUAACAUUAUGUUGUGUAAUCCAUUCAAUAAAAUUAAGAUUAGAGAGAAGAAAACUAAUGGAAAAAGACAUGGUAGCGUUAAGGCCAGGGGCUGUCAAGAGGAAAAGGUUCCCUUAGCAAACUGGACACUCUUCGCAAUUCACAUGACAUGGGCCCUAUAGCAUUGCUUUUUCAUAAAUUGCAGAUUCGCCUUCUUUAACCUUCUUGUUGUUUUGCCUUGGAGUUUUAGGUGAAACUUUUGAGCAAGAUAUUGAACACCAAACUUUGCUAUGCAUUUAACUAGUUCUCAUCUCUGUAGUUAAAACCAACUUUUGCUUAUGGGGUCUUAUCAAAGGGAGUAGGACGCUCUUGCUUUUAGGUUUUCAGACAAAACAAAAAGUAUGACAUGUGAAUCAGUUGAAAGUACAUUUUGUGAGAACAAUAAUGUUGAGGCCAAUCU
This is a messenger RNA of Rubroshorea leprosula, 2167 nucleotides long. The record is from the annotation of a GenBank genome assembly. Lineage: Eukaryota; Viridiplantae; Streptophyta; Magnoliopsida; Malvales; Dipterocarpaceae.